This is a messenger RNA of Hippocampus comes (tiger tail seahorse), 2359 nucleotides long. Its product is annotated as WD repeat-containing protein 46-like. Gene Ontology annotation, cellular component: nucleolus; 90S preribosome; small-subunit processome. Gene Ontology annotation, molecular function: protein binding. The record is from RefSeq and is a predicted model, not a curated record. The transcript is spliced from 11 exons. Gene Ontology annotation, biological process: maturation of SSU-rRNA from tricistronic rRNA transcript (SSU-rRNA, 5.8S rRNA, LSU-rRNA). Lineage: Eukaryota; Metazoa; Chordata; Actinopteri; Syngnathiformes; Syngnathidae. The annotation marks the transcript as partial.
UUUUUUUUGUUUUGUUUUGUUUUUUUUCAGGUCAGCAAGCACCACUUAAAGCUGAAAGAAUCCAUUGCUCGUUCAGAUGAAGCCUCAGAAAUGGCCCAAAAACAAGCUGCCCGGUUUGACCUUCUCCUCCCAGAAGAAGCAGGGUUUCUAGAAGGAGACGAAAAUGAGGACACAUGUACUAUCUCACAGCAAGAUAUCGCAGAUGCUGUGGAUAUAACGUCUGGGACCAAGUAUUUUGACCUGAAUCUGUCUCAAUUUGGACCAUACCAACUGGAUUACAGCAAAACCGGACGUCACCUGCUGCUUGGUGGGAGGAGAGGCCAUGUUGCUUGUGUUGACUGGCAAUCCAAACAGUUGAUGUGUGAAAUAAAUGUGAUGGAGUCCAUUCGUGAUGUUCGAUGGCUUCACACUGAGACCAUGUUUGCAGUGGCUCAGAAGAAGUGGCUGUUCAUCUAUGACUCAAAUGGAAUUGAACUUCACUGCAUCCGCAAGUUCAACGAUGUCCUUCGCAUGCAGUUUCUGCCCUACCACUUUUUGUUGGCCACCGCUAGCAUGACGGGUUUCCUGCAAUAUCUUGAUGUAUCCGUGGGAAAAGAGGUCGCCGCCAUAUGCACCAAGAAGGGCCGCCUGGACGUGAUGUGCCAGAACCCCUCAAACGCCGUCAUCCAUCUCGGGCACUCCAAUGGCACAGUCACCCUCUGGUCGCCCAGUCAAAAAGAGCCCCUCGUCAAGAUGCUGUGUCACCACGGUGGAGUGCGCUCUGUCGCCGUGGACAAAACAGGAACAUAUAUGGUGACGUCGGGCAUGGACAAAAAGCUGAAGGUGUUUGACGUCCGAACUUUCCAGAACCUCAAUUCUUACUUCCUCCCUGCUGGAGCUUCCUGUUUGUCAUUGAGCCAGCGGGGGCUGCUGGCUGCAGCCACGGGGGAUGUCGUCCAGGUGUACAGGGAUGUCUGGAGCUCUCCGGUGAGAAAACCCUACAUGGCCCACAGAGCCCAGGCUGCAGCAUGUGAGCUACGCUUUUGCCCCUUUGAGGAUGUCCUCGGGAUCGGGCACGGACAAGGCUUCACGAGCAUACUCGUACCAGGAGCGGGUGAGCCAAACUUUGAUGGCCUGGAUUCAAAUCCAUACCGCAGUGCCAAGCAGAGGCAGGAAUGGGAAGUUAAGGCGCUGCUGGAAAAGAUCCAGCCUGAGCUUAUCAGUUUGGACCCCACUCAACUCGGAAAGGUUGAUCUUGGCACCUUCCAGCAAAAGCACCAAGACAGAGUGCAGGCCCUGGGUUUUGAUCCUCUUGCCAAAGAAAAGUUUGUCCCCAGGCAUAAGAAAAAAGGCCGCAGCUCAGCGGGCAAUGUGGACAGGCGGAAGAGGCAAGUCGCUAAUAUUGACCAGAGGGAUCUUAUCGUGAAAAGUAUGGAGGACAAAAUGAAGCUGGAGCAAGAACGAAAAGCAAAGGAAAAGAAGAUGGCAGCUCUCGCCAGCCAAAAAUCAGCUCUGGGCAGAUUCCAAAAAUAGGAGAGGAGCCAUUGGAGCCCUCAAACACUGUGACAUCCUUGUUCUGAGUGACGCACGCCGCGUGUGGUCAAAACAAGCCGUGCCACAAACCCAGAAGGAGGACAUUGCUUCUGAUGAGUGACGUUUGUUUGUCAGUGGUGAGCGAUGUGGCAGUGUAGCUUGUUCAUACCUUAAGCACGUCCUGUCUGCAGAGGAAAAUUGAAAAAUGGGAAAUGCUUCCUAACUAACUCAUGUACUUUAUUAGCUCAACUAUUUCUUCAAUUAAAUAGAAAUGAAGUGCCAAAGUGCUUGAGUCCAUACAGUGCGACAUGAAAAAGAUGAACUGAUAAGUGGAGGUCAAAAGUAGUUUAUUGCUAAGCAUAACCACCUCUGCCACGACAUUGCAUAUACGUAUUUGCAAAUGGAUUAUGAUUUAACAGCUGAUCCCUGCCUUUGUACUUUGCAACUGUUUGUAGGCCAGAAAUAAAUAGUCCAGCUAAGAAAUUUAAACAAAGGUAUCCCCAUUUUAGUUAUUUCAGAUUAGAAAUAAUUUUUAUGGUGUUAACAAUGUGCAUGUAUUCUGCAGUUGAAAUUUCUGACAGUCGCGUUCAAAAUGCAAACACAAAAAAAAAAUUACUAAUUGAAAUAAAAGGCUGGAAAUGGCACAAAGAAGGAAGUAAAACAACAGCCACAACUUCAUCUCCUUUGUGACGCCUGUUUCCUGGUGCUGGUUAAAUAUUACACAUACACACACACACACUGCUGGUGUAAGCAGCGUACUUUGACUCGUGACAAAGUGUUUUGAAACGUGGCGGGUAAAAAAAAAAAAAACGGGAAUUGUGGAAAGAUUUUGACUCCUUUAUUGAAU